Danaus chrysippus (African queen) is the source of this 444-nucleotide messenger RNA. Lineage: Eukaryota; Metazoa; Arthropoda; Insecta; Lepidoptera; Nymphalidae. The record is from the annotation of a GenBank genome assembly.
AUGGUAGGUACGUACCGUUGGGUUCCGGCUUGCUUGAGCAAAAGAAACAUUCCGAUGGGUGCUCUCAGAGUGGGCACAGACGCUAAUGGUAAUGAAAUGUUUGCUGCAAGAGCACGUCACAAAGGAGACUUACAACCAGCUACAGUUAUACCCGCAAAGAAUACUUGCUACAUAUCAUACGAUGGCGAAGAAAUUCUCAUAGACCAAUUUGAGGUUCUGGUCCCUGCUAUGUUCUCGUGGCUAGCCUCAUCUCGAGGUAAAGUUCCUCCUGGUGCUGUUGAGGCUGGCUUCGCAGCCAAUGGAGAGAAGCUGUACUUCGGAAGAGUCACCCAAAAGGGCUGCACUAUACCUGGAAAGAUCCAACAAUCCCACGGAGUCUGCUACUAUCCUUUCGACGGAAGAGAGAGGUAUUCGGCGAAAUAUGAAUGUCUUGUUCUUUUCUAA